Molecule: messenger RNA, 669 nt
Organism: Rhizophagus irregularis DAOM 181602=DAOM 197198
Lineage: Eukaryota; Fungi; Glomeromycota; Glomeromycetes; Glomerales; Glomeraceae
Source: RefSeq, a predicted model, not a curated record
AAAAAAAUAUGACCAUGAUAUAAAAAGUAAAAAGAAAUCAAAGAACUAUGAUGAUGAUAUCAGCGAAUUCCCGGACAGGAAAGACAACUUUCCAUCUUCAGCGGGAUAUAAUCGUCCAAAGUCUGAACAUGAUACAAGAAGUAAGAAAUCAAAGAAAUCAGAUACGACCGUAAGCCACGACUACGAUGUUGAUUAUGAUGAUGAUGUCGACGAAUUCCCGAACAAAAAAGAUGACUUUCCAUCUCCAACGGGAAAAAAUAAUAAGAAAGAAAAGUUUGAUUCUCACCAUAGAGGAAAAAGUGAUGAAAUCACCCAUCGUCCAAAAAAUCAAGAUAGUCAAAGUCAGUCUUUGGGUGAUUUAUCAGAUGAAGAAGCUGAAAACCCAAUUUCAAAGUCUCGUAGUACUGUGAGAAAACAAGAAAGUGACAAUGACGACAACGUUGAUUACAGUAGUAAUGAAGAAGGUAACAUUUCAUCUGCAAGGCGUAUCAAUAAAAAACAGGUAGAAUCUCCAUAUACAAAAAAUAAAAAUAAUCAAAAUCUGAAAAAAUUGGAUAGUGAGAGUGACUCUCAGGAUGAGAAUGAUGAUUAUGAGGGAGAUUACUCUCCAUCUUCAAGCCAUUCCAAUAAAAAAGAUGCCGAGUCUUAUUUUGAGGAACAUUCAAAAAA